AUGAGACGUGUGCGGUGGCAGGCACAAAAGGAUGACCCCUGCCCCCUGUGCUGCGUGGAUCAGCUCUGGGCCGAGGUGGGAUGCAUGGCCGUCCAUGCAGCAGCAGCGAGCACUCCUAGAUAUCUCCAACACAACAGGAUUCAAGACGUAAACCCGGACGCCUUCAGAGGGCUCUACAAUCUGACCAGGCUGUACAUCAGCCACAAUAGGAUCUCGGUGCUGAAGCCCGGAGUGUUUCGGGAUCUGCACAAGCUGGAGUGGCUGUAA
This is a messenger RNA of Knipowitschia caucasica, 267 nucleotides long. NCBI's taxonomy places the organism in Eukaryota, Metazoa, Chordata, Actinopteri, Gobiiformes, Gobiidae. The record is from the annotation of a GenBank genome assembly.